Messenger RNA from Penicillium egyptiacum, 597 nucleotides. The record is from the annotation of a GenBank genome assembly. NCBI's taxonomy places the organism in Eukaryota, Fungi, Ascomycota, Eurotiomycetes, Eurotiales, Aspergillaceae.
AUGACCUCUCCAACACCAGAACUACGAGACCAACCCAAAACCUGGACGAAGGGAGAAUACCUAGUCUCAACCAACACAUCCCUAAUCCCCAUCGAAACCCUAAACACCUGGUACGCCGGCGAAGAAUUCUACUGGGCAAAGCCAAUGCCAGAGCCCGCUUUGCGCGAAACAUUGCGGAACUCCCUGUGUUUCGGACUGUACCGCAAUCCAAGCCAAAUCCAAAGCCAGUCAGACAAGGCACCACAGAACGAGGCAUCGUCAGACUCCACACUUGAAUUCGUCGGCUUCGCACGCUGCAUAACAGACUAUACGACGUUCCUCUUCUUAACAGACGUCUUUGUCCUUUCCUCGCUCCAGGGUCUCGGUCUGGGAACGUGGCUUGUAACCUGCGUGCAGGAGGUUAUUGAGUCGAUGCCUUAUUUGCGGAGAUCGCUGCUGCUCACUGGGGAUUGGAAGCGAUCCGUGCCGUUUUAUGAGAAGGUUAUGGAUAUGGAGCUUAUGGUAUGUAACCCUCCGGUUGAUGGGGAGGACGCGGUGGGCUUUGCUGUUAUGCAGCGGAAAUCUUGGGGGGCUCCUGGGUUCGGGGAAAAGCCCUAG